CUUGUCACUUGGGUUAUUUCUGCUAUCUGUCGCUAUCGUUGGUGCAGUGCUAACAGUUUGGCAGAUGGGACAAUUUUUCUUGGAGUUUAUGUCUUUGAUUUUUAACUUCUGGCAGUGCCUGAAUUGUUGUUGUUGUUGUCUCCCUCUCCCUUCCUGCCCUUCUGUUAAACCAUGGCCCAUCGGCUGCGGUUUCAUUUUGGCUCUGGUCGAAGCAACACAGCCCCUGAAUCAGAGAUCCUAGAUCGAGAGAGAGAAGACGACUUUUUUAUGGCAUUCCACACUUUGCCAAGGAGAAACAGUCCUCACCCAUUCUCUCAAAAUGGAGCAGAGUAUGGUGGCGGUAGCCUACAAGAAGUGGGACCCCUCAAACGAAGCACGUCCAUGUUUAUCCCUCAGCUGCUGAAUAACAUUGAUGCCCGUCCAACAAGGAGCUCAUCUGUGCAAAUCUCCCUGCAGCGCAAAGCUGCGAACGGACAUACUGAUGAGUGUGGGGCACCAGAGUCUCUUGAUGAGGACCUUCCCUAUAAAUUUUCAGACCUUAGAGAGAAUUUUACUGCACCAGUAAGUAGACCUUCUUCAUCCCAAAGCAGCUCCCAAGAAACUUCAGAAAGAGAAUCCCCUAAUAAUUCUCCGCCAAGGUUGCUCGAUGAUUUAGGACAACAGAUCAAUGGAUCUAAUACUUGCAGUCACAGAGUGUUUCGUACAGUUCCUUCAGAUAACCAAGAGGAUGCUGUCCCCUCAGUUGUCCAGGAUGUAGAAGGCAAUGAGAAUGCUUCGGGCUUGAACAUAAGCGGAGUAAGAAUUCAGCACCGGGCUUCGAGUGCAGAUAUGCGUCAGGUUAGACUCUUGCCCUUUGGAUCAGAGGUACAGAACAACCCUUCUGCUGCUGAGCCCAGGCGUUGGUCUUUGCAACAUGUGCCAGAUGUAUCUUCUAGCUCUGGGAAAAGAUGUUUUGUUUUCCAGUUGCAGCAACCCCAAACAAGCACUCCAAGCCCUGGUGGUGAUUACAAUUUUGGAUUUACUGGAACAAAGGGGGACAGGUUGGUCAGGUAUCCAAGAAUAAGGCUAGAGAGGAGUACUUCUUAUCCGGUUCAACCUCGACCUGAACGAGUUAGCCCAAUGGAAGACAGAGUGAAUUCAGAACCUCCUAACAAUAGCAGGAAUUGUCCUGAAAUACACAGGAGUAACUCAGUAGAAAGGAUUCCACAGGGUAAGGGCUGUACUUUUAAGAUCAGACAAGAUCAGAAUUCCCGACAACAACACUUUAGAAUUCUUGUCACUCGUGGUCAUGAAGAACCUCACCAGACUCUCGAAGAGAGUAGCUCAGACACACCUGCUCCUACAGCAGCAAGCACUCUGACAAGAGACGACUUCCUUGGACAGGUGGACGUUCCUCUUAGUCAUCUCCCGACUGAAGACCCAACCAUGGAACGGCCCUAUACAUUUAAGGAUUUCCUCCUCCGACCAAGAAGUCAUAAAUCCCGGGUAAAGGGUUUCUUACGAUUGAAAAUGGCAUAUAUGCCAAAGAAUGGAGGACAAGAUGAAGAAAAUAAUGAUCAGAGGGAAGAUUUAGAGCAUGGGUGGGAAGUUGUUGAUUCAAAUGACUCCGCUUCUCAACACCAGGAAGAGCUUCCUCCACCUCCCCUGCCACCUGGUUGGGAAGAGAAAGUCGACAAUUUAGGAAGAACUUACUAUGUCAAUCACAACAACAGGACUACCCAGUGGCACCGACCUAGUUUAAUUGAAAUGUCCUCUGAGUCGGAUAACAACAUCAGACAGAUAAAUCAAGAGGCAGCACAUAGACGUUUCCGUUCCCGACGACAUAUUAGUGAAGAUUUAGAACCUGAACCCGCAGAAGGUGGCGAUGUCUCUGAACCUUGGGAAACCAUUUCAGAGGAAGUGAAUAUAACCGGAGACUCUCUUAGUCUGGUCUUACCACCACCUCCUGCUUCUCCAGUAUCUCGGACCAGUCCUCAAGAACUGUCAGAGGAAUUGAACAGAAGACUUCAGAUCACUCCGGAUUCCAAUGGGGAACAAUUCAGUUCUUUGAUUCAAAGAGAACCUUCUUCAAGACUGAGGUCCUGCAGUGUGACAGAUGCAGUUGCUGAACAAGCUCAUCUACCACCGCAGAGUGCCCCAACUAGGAGAGCCCGUUCGUCAACUGUCACUGGUGGUGAAGAACCAACGCCAUCAGUGGCCUACGUACAUACUACACCGGGCCUCCCUUCAGGCUGGGAAGAAAGGAAAGAUGCUAAGGGACGAACAUACUAUGUCAAUCAUAACAAUCGAACUACAACUUGGACUCGGCCUAUUAUGCAGCUUGCCGAAGAUGGUGCAUCUGGAUCAGCUUCCAACAGUAACAACCAUCUAAGUGAGCCCCAGAUCCGCCGGCCUCGUAGCCUCAGUUCGCCCACAGUAACUUUAUCUGCGCCGCUGGAGGGUGCCAAAGAUUCACCCAUACGUCGAGCUGUGAAGGACACCCUUUCAAAUCCACAAUCCCCACAGCCAUCACCUUACAACUCUCCAAAACCACAGCACAAAGUUACGCAGAGCUUCCUGCCUCCUGGCUGGGAAAUGCGGAUAGCUCCAAAUGGCCGUCCAUUCUUCAUUGAUCAUAACACAAAGACUACCACAUGGGAAGAUCCAAGACUGAAAUUUCCAGUACAUUUACGAUCAAAGGCAUCUUUGAAUCCCAAUGACUUGGGUCCUCUUCCUCCUGGUUGGGAAGAAAGGAUACAUUUGGAUGGCCGAACAUUUUAUAUAGAUCAUAAUAGUAAAAUUACUCAGUGGGAAGAUCCAAGAUUGCAGAAUCCUGCUAUUACUGGUCCAGCUGUUCCUUAUUCCAGAGAGUUUAAGCAGAAAUAUGACUACUUUAGGAAGAAGUUAAAGAAACCAGCUGAUAUUCCAAAUAGGUUUGAAAUGAAGCUCCACAGAAAUAACAUAUUUGAAGAAUCCUAUAGGAGAAUCAUGUCUGUGAAGAGACCUGAUGUGCUCAAAGCCAGGCUGUGGAUUGAAUUUGAGUCCGAAAAAGGCCUUGACUAUGGAGGUGUGGCCAGAGAAUGGUUCUUCUUGUUGUCCAAGGAGAUGUUUAAUCCUUAUUAUGGUCUCUUUGAAUAUUCUGCCACGGACAACUACACACUUCAAAUCAAUCCCAAUUCAGGCCUUUGUAAUGAAGAUCAUCUGUCCUAUUUCACUUUUAUUGGGCGUGUAGCAGGUCUGGCAGUUUUUCAUGGGAAGCUCCUAGAUGGUUUCUUCAUUAGACCAUUUUACAAAAUGAUGCUGGGAAAGCAGAUAACUUUGAAUGACAUGGAGUCGGUGGAUAGUGAAUAUUACAACUCCUUGAAAUGGAUCUUAGAAAAUGAUCCCACUGAACUUGAUCUCAUGUUCUGCAUAGAUGAAGAAAACUUUGGACAGACAUACCAAGUGGACCUGAAGCCAAAUGGGUCAGAAAUAAUGGUGACAAAUGAAAACAAAAGGGAAUAUAUUGACUUAGUCAUCCAGUGGAGAUUUGUUAACAGAGUCCAAAAACAAAUGAAUGCCUUCUUGGAGGGGUUCACAGAACUGCUUCCUAUUGAUUUGAUUAAGAUUUUUGAUGAAAAUGAGUUAGAGCUGCUGAUGUGUGGCCUUGGAGAUGUUGAUGUUAACGACUGGAGACAACAUGCUAUUUACAAGAACGGCUACUGCCCAAAUCACCCCGUCAUUCAGUGGUUCUGGAAGGCCGUAUUGUUGAUGGAUGCUGAGAAGCGUAUCCGGUUACUGCAGUUCGUUACGGGGACAUCCCGCGUGCCUAUGAAUGGAUUUGCUGAACUUUAUGGUUCAAAUGGUCCUCAGCUGUUUACAAUAGAGCAAUGGGGAAGCCCUGAGAAAUUGCCCAGAGCUCACACAUGCUUUAAUCGCCUUGACUUACCUCCGUAUGAAACUUUUGAAGAUUUAAGAGAGAAACUUCUCAUGGCUGUUGAAAAUGCUCAAGGAUUUGAAGGAGUGGAUUAGGCAGCUGCUACUUUUUGGUUGUUGUUCGUCAAGCAAGUUCUUCUUGCCUCUUUGCAUUUGCCUAAUGGACACAUAAGCCACAGUGGCAGAACAGUUGCACAAAGUUGGUUUCUGGAGCAAACUCUUCGACGAUGCAGUUGCCUAAGGGCAGAAGUUGGAACUCUAGCCCAAGGAUAGUAUUUCUGCAUUUUCCACCACAAAUUAUCAACUGGUUGAUGUGUACACUAAUUACAUUUCAGGAGGACUUGUUCUAUUUAUGUUGGGCCUCUGUAGGCAAAGCCCUUAAUAAAUAUUUUACAUACUUUCUAAUGACAAUGAAUGGAAUUAAUCACUCUACAGGUAUAGUAUUACAACUCAUGUUUACUUUUAAAAAAUGAUUUAGACCUAUUUUCAGAUUUUAUUUCAUUACAAUUAAAGAUAUUAUAUACUUGGAAAAAUGAGCAUUUUUUUUGUAUCUGAAUUUCCUACCAGACUUAAUGUCAGUGACCUUUUUAUUUUUUAAGUGCAUUGAAUCUCCCCCUGCCCCACUGUAUUCAAAAUAGAGACCUAAUAUUUGUCCAAAAAUGCUCCCCAGACAAAAACAUUUAGAGAAUUUCAAACAAGUCAUCGAGCAUAAUGAUAUCUUUCCACACCCAGAGAGGCUAAGCACUGACUGGAGAUGACAUUUUUGUACAAAUUUAGCAUCAAAGCUGCAAGACAAGAAAGAAUCAUGACAUAGCAUGAAAAAUUUUGUGUUGACUUAAAAGGAAUCACAGCACUGCUCCUUGGUAGCUAUUCCAAGUAAUCGAAUCCACUUUGAGUCAGGGAGAGACUAGCAUUUCUCCUUUCUGCUGUACAGUGAUGCUUUCAUGCUCUUUCCUCAUUACUGUUCUCUGUAGUGGAGGCUUUUGGAACGAAACCUGGCACUGCUCUCGCUUUGAAAUUGUGUAAACCAGAUCUGUUUUGUCUCCUCUUUGUAUGCAUUUGCUAAUGGUCGCUAAAUAACCACUUUUGUUCUGACUGCACCAAUUCUGAAGGCACUUUAUGUACUACAUGGAAUUCAUAUCUGGUUUGUUGUUUUUUUUUUAUCAUAAGCGUUUUAAUGUGAUGAUUCCUUCUCAUUGCACAUGUCUAUCAAUUGUGAAUUUGGCGGCUGCUGAUGUAUAAAAACCCAGAUGUAAAACUGAGCCCGCGGUCCUCUUCUCACCAAUUGUUUGUGAUUUUUUUUAUACGAUCACAAAGAUUUAUUUAAUAUAUACUUUAUCUAACCAAGUUUUGUUACCUAUGACAUGUUGCAUGCUUAAAAACUAUAUAAUGCCUGAGUUGUAUCUAUUGUGUGAUAGAUUAAAGGUAAAAGAGAAGAUUGGUAUUUGAUCCACUUAAGUUGUUAAUGUAGUAGUAAAAUAGUGUUGAGGGUAUUUAUUUCUUGAGGUCAUUUGAUUACCUUCAGCUUUGUAAGUAAGUCUUCUUCACCCAUGGAGCUGAGCAGUUCCUUUUGUUCUUGAGAGAAUCCUGCUAUGCUCACAGAACUAACUGUGGCCCUUUCUGUACCAGUGAAGCAAUUUUUAACCCUUAUUUCCCACUGCCCUCCCCACUAACUCCCAGAUUUGCCCUCUCAGUUAAUCUCUUGCCAGCAAAGGAUGGGGCAAAAAUUUCUGGGGUCAUGGGGUUUGUAUUUAUUGAGGGCAAGGCAAAGAUAAGAGAGCCCCUUGUGGAGAAACACUGCAGCACUAAGAAAAUGUCAUUUUGCCGGUCUCUGCAAGGCUUGAGAAAGCAUGAGAAAGCUAUUCAGAGCACUACAAUUCCCAGAGAUUUCUGCAGCAGAAAAAUAUGGACUCCCUUUUCCACAUUGGCCUUUGUCUAAAAAGACAAAUCAAAAAAACAACAUUCUGAGUAAUUCACGAGUAGACAAUUUGUGUUUUUUUUUAACCAGUUGGUAAGAAACUUGAUGUUUUUUUUAAAAUAGUAGAUUUGCCUAAUAUCUCACUCCGUUGGUGAAAAUAUCCCUUUUGUGUCACUGUCUUAUUCUAAAAUUAAUUUUAUUUUAAAAACUCAAUCCAAAGGCUAAAUUGUGCAUUGGUUAUUUUUUUGAGAGCUAUUACACAACUAUGGUGCUGUAUGAUCAACCUUUUCCAAGAACCUGGAUUUCUUUUGUUAUUGUUUAACUAUGAUUACCUUUUUUUAUAAUUACUUUUUAAAAGGCUAGAUAACCACCAGAUGCAAAAUAAGCAAAGUAUUAGGAAAAUAAAAACAAUUUUAUGCUGGUGAGAUAAUUUGUUAAGUCUCCAAAAGGUAAAUUAAGAAUAGGAACUCCAAAAGACUUUGAUAUAUACCAUAACAAAUCUCUAGAAGGCAGUAAUUGGAUAAGAAAAAAAUUCAAUUUAGUUCUUUCUAAUAAUAACCUAUUUAUGUUAAUGUUGAAUAAUCCUUUUCUCAAACCAGGUUCUCUGAAUCUCCAAAGGCUACCAUGUUUAGAUUGUUCUCUAUAACAGUCUCAUGCUUGUUUUUCUUAAUCCUCUUCUUGUAAUCUUCAAGAUAGAAUCUCAAAAACAGUGAAGAGAAUUUGUUGCAUGAAAAGUAGAUUCUUUAGUCAAAGCUCUGUGCGUCCAAGUCCACCAUCUUUAUGACAUUAUCUGUAAAGAAAUGCUGUGUUUCCUAUUCGCAGAUUGUCCUUAGCAGCAAAUUUUGCUCAGCAGUCUAUGGUCUUUACAGCCGCUCUUUGUCCCCAAACCAGAGAAGAAGACAUUUGAUUCCAAGUUUCUUGAACUUUCUACAAAAGACAUAGGUCUUGAAGAGACAAUCUUCCAGAAGGUGUUGCAGGUUAAAGAAUUUACUCCAAAGAAUAUAUACUAAUUGUUGAAGCUUCUUUAGCAUCAGUUAUCACGGCUGUCCCAAAAAGUCUUUUGGUAUUUCCAUUCUUGAUCCCUGUGGGCCUGAUUGAAGAGUUUGGAAUUUCCUUCUGCCUGGGAUCAGCUUAGAAGUGUCAGUUUAGGAAUGUGGUGAUGCUUCUUGGACUAGAGAGAUGAUGAGGUAUUUGCUCCAUUUGAAACUGUAUUCAAUUUCAGUGCCUUUUUAAUUUUUUCACUUUAAAUUCUAUGUUAUGAUUCAUUUGCCCUGGUUUAUUCAUGUGUAGCUUUUUUCACCCUUCUUCCCUAAUAAAUCACAUAACAGUAAAAUCUUUAGUUAAUUUUUAAAGGACCUUUAUUAUUAGCUGGCAACUGAAAUUCUCCUCUAAGAUGGGCAGAUGAUCACUAAUACAAGCAGAAGCUAUUCCUUCUAUUUUAGGGUACUAGGGUCGAGUAUAGCAAGUGAUGAAUAAAAUGUUUAAACCUCUCUCCAUAACCUACCACAUCCAUUCUGGUUCCUAUCACUUACACUGUUGCUCUUUGGUGUUCCCAGAUCCAAAAUGCCAGACUGGAGAGUCAGAUCAUUAUAUAUGUUAUAAAUCAUCUGUAGUAACUCCAGGUUUCUACCUGCACUAGAAGAAUAUUUAAAAGUUGAAACUAGCAUUUUACAAAAGUUCUUAUAAAGCUUACCACUGAAGUUGAAAAUUAAACAAAAAACACGAUCCAUUUGGUUAGCCAGUUGUAAGUUUGGCACCACCCUGCUAAUAGCUUUCUUUGCCUUUCCUAGUCCCAGGCUCUCUUCCUUCUCCUAACCUCACACCCUGAUCCUGAAGGGGACACAUGUGGGAUGAUGCUAUCUUCCAUUUUCUGACAAGCCAGUAGAGGAUGCUGCACUACAGAGUAACCGCCUAGUGCCCCUCCCUCCCUCACCCCCAGGCAAAGUACACUACCUCUGUCAUGUACAGGUUUUUGUUUGGGGUUUUUUUGCCUGUAUCCUGACGUGGAAGUUGUGUCAAAAUUGUCAACUUCAGGCCUGAGGUAUUUAAACAAAAUGAAGUUAAUACAACCCUUUUCAACUCCUUUGUAGUUUAGAUUUUAAAAUGGGAAGAAAAAAUGUGAUAUACUUUGGACCACUUUUUAAAAAAUUUAUAUAUAAGCCUUAACUUACAUUGUAUAUACACACACACACACACACACACACACACACACACCAGAGUGUUUUCAAUGUAAGAGAAGAAUGCUGUAGAAUUAAAAGAUGAGCUUGUAUAACAUUUUAUAGAAAAAAAAACACCAAUGUUUCUGUUUGUAUGAAAUUUUGCAAGAGAACCUCAUCGGACAUCUUUAUUUAAAGAUGUUUCACUUAAAGUAAUGCAUGUUUAAAAUGCAUGGGGAUUUUUUUUACCUUUGGUUUGGAAUAACAACUGGAAUCUAACCAUGUGUUACAUUGUCUGCAGACCUGUAGUACUGCAUUCUCUACUUUAUAUCAGUGUUACUAAGCCACCUUCACCAACCAUAGCCUUGUGUCAGCAUAUAUUUUUAUUCUUAUAAGCCAUUUUGCGCCUUUUAGUCAGACUAGUUUUCACUUAUGAUGUCAUGUUUUCCUACAUGUUAACCUCAUCAGAUUUUGAUCUUCCCUUUACUACUAAGUUUGUAAUAUCUAUAUACAUAUAUAUAGUACAUAUGCUGUCAAAAUAUAUAUGUAUAUAUUUAUAUAGCAUUUUUUUUACAUCUUCUUUGAGUAAUCUUAGUUUCAAAAGGGAGUGAGAGUUUGGUCUCUACAUUUUUCUCCAAGCCCAGCCCUGUAAAUUCCAACCUCUGAGCCUGAGCAAACCUUAAGAAGGUGAUAUUGAUUUGCUAUCUUUUGUGAACCAAGGAAUUUAGAUUAAACAUGAAUGAACAGUGACUUCUAAAGUGAAAAGAGUUUCAAACAUUCCAGGUGAAAUCCCGUUUCAUAACUUUUUAUUGUUAAGAGAAAAAAACACCUCCUAAUAUGAGGCUAAUAUUUGAUACAGUGGUAAACACUAAACUACCUUGAUUUUUUUUUGUUUGUUUUUAAAAAAGCAACUUAUAAAGAAUGCUCAUUUUCACAAUCAGAAUAGCUUUAAAGUACAGUUGAAUUUGAUACACAAUAGGGAAAGUUUUGUUCAAGAACAAAACCAUUUUUUCCAUUUAUUUUCUUAAGAGAAUUGAAGGGAAAUGUAGAUUGUUUGUUUUCCUGACAGCAAAAAAGAUCAAUGUGACACAAUGAAGUUGUUGUAAUGAAAUGAUGCAACUUGUCAAAUAUUUAAUAAAGAAUUAUGGAAGCUGAAA
This is a messenger RNA of Dromiciops gliroides (monito del monte), 9125 nucleotides long. It is a transcript of the gene NEDD4L, whose product is annotated as NEDD4 like E3 ubiquitin protein ligase. The record is from RefSeq and is a predicted model, not a curated record. Gene Ontology annotation, biological process: ubiquitin-dependent protein catabolic process; regulation of dendrite morphogenesis. NCBI's taxonomy places the organism in Eukaryota, Metazoa, Chordata, Mammalia, Microbiotheria, Microbiotheriidae. Gene Ontology annotation, molecular function: ubiquitin protein ligase activity; protein binding; sodium channel inhibitor activity. The transcript has 27 exons. Bases 172 to 3990 code for a protein of 1272 amino acids.